Molecule: messenger RNA, 1502 nt
Organism: Mercurialis annua (annual mercury)
Lineage: Eukaryota; Viridiplantae; Streptophyta; Magnoliopsida; Malpighiales; Euphorbiaceae
Exons: 3
Coding region: 112-813 (233 amino acids)
Cellular component (GO): NSL complex
Source: RefSeq, a predicted model, not a curated record
UAAAAUUUUGAAAAGUAUCACCCACUAUUUUCAAAUUUCCUCUCUUAAAAUCAAAAAUCCCCAAAAACUCGCUGUGUCAACUCACACACACAGUAAUUAUUAACUCAGUCAAUGGCCAACGCGCCACCGCAACCUCCAUCGGAGCCGAUAACAAUGGACGGCUCAUCAAUAGACGUCGCACUGUCAUCAUCGUCCCAUUUAACUCACGAAGAACUCGUGACUCGCCGAUCCCGCAGACUGAAGCAACUCAGUAAGAUUUACAGAACUCACUACUGGGCAUUAAUGGAGGAGCUUAGAACUAAGUAUAAGGAGUAUUAUUGGAAGUAUGGUAAAAGCCCUUUCAAAGAGAAUAAUAAUAAUAAUAAAAAUAAUGGUUUUGGGGAUUUGAAUAAUGGGAAAUUAGGGUUUGAUGAUCAAUUAGGGAUUAGGAAAUGCGAGGUUAAUGGGUGUGAAGAGACACCAAUGGCAUUGACGAAAUUUUGUUAUUCUCAUAUUCUUCUUGAUUCUGAACAAAAAUUGUAUAAAGGCUGCACUUUCGUCGCUAAAAGUGUACAGGGAAGGCGUGUCCUCUGUGGGAAGAUAGUGUUGAGCUCAAUUGUCCCUGCUCUCUGUCCGCCUCAUUUUCAAAAGGCUGAAACGUAUAUGGCACAAGCUCUGAGAAAAGCAGGGCUGAAUGUCUCUUCACCGAGUGUGGUUGCUCCGAAGCUACAUGUGAUUGUCAGAGAAUUUGUGCACCAAAUCCAGACCAAAAGGAGAGCUGCGCGAAAAGAAAAUAUUGCUAAAGUUCAGAUGAAUGGGGAUAUAGCUUUAUAAGGUUCUCGACUGCUGUUUAUACUCUUGAUAAGCAUGCGUGGUUUCUGCUGGUGGUGAAUCUAGUGAAUCCUGAUGGGAAGAUGUUUGAAAGUUAGAGCUAUGCCUUGGAAUGGCAACAUCUUGUGCGUGCUUAAGGAUUGAGAUGUACAUAAUACAGACAUGUCAAUGAUAGAUUCUGGACUAUGCAUCAAAAACGGAGGAAUUAACUUCUUGUGGUCUGAAUCAAAAAAGAGGAAAAAAAUAAAAGAAAUUGAAGAAAAUAGGUCUUAUUUAUUAAUGCUAUUGUUAAUAAAGUGGGAGAGCGAUGAGUUGAUUUGGCUGAUGUUUGAAGAAGCUUUGCUAGAGAGGUAGCAACUCUAAUUUGAUACUUACAUAUCUGGCUUAUGAUAUAUCAUAGGCCAUGUUUGGUUCAUGGAAUAGGCCCGGAAUAGAAUAGCUAUUCCGUAUUGCAUAUUUAUUCCCCACUUUGGUUCAUGGAAUAGUAACUCCAUGAAAUUGCUAUUCCAUGAUUUUGUGGAAUAACUACUCCUCUCAAAAAGUAAAGAAAUAGAUAUUCCAUUCCUCAUGGAAUAGCUAUUUUAUUCCAUGCUAUUCCAUUUUAUGAACCAAACAUGGCCAUAUAUGUAUCUACAAGAAUGUUAUGCUGCAAAUUUUUGAACUCUAAAUUUAUAAUAGAACUCGUUGUGAUA